Messenger RNA from Dichotomopilus funicola, 1317 nucleotides. Its product is annotated as nucleotide-diphospho-sugar transferase. The coding region runs from base 1 to 1317 and encodes 438 amino acids. Gene Ontology annotation, cellular component: mannan polymerase complex. The transcript is spliced from 2 exons. Lineage: Eukaryota; Fungi; Ascomycota; Sordariomycetes; Sordariales; Chaetomiaceae. Gene Ontology annotation, molecular function: alpha-1,6-mannosyltransferase activity. The record is from RefSeq and is a predicted model, not a curated record. Gene Ontology annotation, biological process: protein N-linked glycosylation.
AUGAUCGCCAAAAUCGGCUCACCGCUUGGGGCGCCUUCCCUGGCGGCGACAGCGGCUCAGUUCAGAAACCGCCUGCCCACCCAGUUCCGGCGGGCUCUCCCCAUUUACAUCGGCGCCGUUUGCUUGAUUUUAUUCAUCUUCAACCUCAACCUUUUCCAGUCAAGCGGACGCGUGCCUCUCAGCCGCCCAACCGUUUCGGGCGCCAACGUCCCCCAAGUCCGCGGGGAUUUUCCGAAAAAGAUCUGGCAGACGUGGAAAGUGAACCCGCUCAAGUUCGAGGAGCGUGAUCUCAACACGGCGCGGACAUGGCUUGCCAAGAACCCCGAUUACCGAUACGAGGUCCUGACGGACGGCAAUGACCUCCGCUAUGUCGAAUACCACUUUGGCCCCGACGGCUUCAACCGACCCGACAUUGUCAACUUUUACCGCGAUCUCAAGGCGGCCAUUGUCAAGGCCGAUCUUCUCCGCUACAUGAUCAUGUAUGCUGAAGGUGGCCUGUAUGCCGAUAUCGACGUCGAGGCCCUGAAGCCGAUUCAAAAGUUUGUCCCAGAGCGAUACGCCGAAAAGGACAUCGACAUGGUGAUCGGCGUCGAAAUUGACGAGCCUGACUGGAGGGAUCACCCGAUUCUCGGCCCCAAGUCGCGCUCCUUCUGCCAGUGGACAUUUAUGUGCAAACCCCAGCUGCCUGUGAUGAUGAGGCUCAUUGAGAAGAUCAUGUCGUGGCUGCACGGUGUUGCCAAGGAGCAGGGCGUUUCCAUUUCCGACGUCGAUUUGGAUUUUGAUCAGAUCAUCAGCGGCACCGGCCCGUCUGCUUUCACCGAGGCCAUCAUGAUCGAGAUGGAUCUACACAAGGAGGACCCGAGGACCAAGAUCGACUGGGACUUGUUCCACGACUUGGGCGAGUCCAGGGUUGUCAGCCGUGUACUUGUUCUUACCGUCGAGGCGUUUGCUGCUGGCCAGGGCCACUCGCACUCAGGUAACCACGAGGCCCGAGCCGCUCUUGUCAGGCACCACUACCACGCGUCCAACUGGCCUAGCAGGCACCCCCGCUACAGCCACCCGGCGUACGGUGAGGUUGAGCGCUGCAAUUGGAACCCGGACUGCAGGAGGAAAGCUGAGGAGGAGAAGAAGAGGAAGGAGAAGGAGGAAGCUGAUAAGAAGAAGAAGGAGGACGAAGAGGCGGCACGGAAGAAGAAAGAAGAGGAAGAGGCCGCUGCGCGUAAGAAGAAGGAAGAGGAAGAGGCGGCUAAGGACAAGGGGAAGGCGGCUGGGGGCAACCAGAACCAGCAGGAGAAGAAGUCUGGGUGGUUCACAUGA